Messenger RNA from Anoplopoma fimbria (sablefish), 6334 nucleotides. RefSeq names its product cell division cycle associated 2 (gene cdca2). The record is from RefSeq and is a predicted model, not a curated record. Gene Ontology annotation, biological process: regulation of mitotic nuclear division; regulation of chromosome segregation. The transcript has 15 exons. Lineage: Eukaryota; Metazoa; Chordata; Actinopteri; Perciformes; Anoplopomatidae. Gene Ontology annotation, cellular component: nucleus; chromosome. The coding region runs from base 295 to 3066 and encodes 923 amino acids.
AGUUUUACAUUUUUAAACGCAGCCACAUAGCACACCGCGUGUUUUGAAGUCAUAUAAGCGUUUGUUUAGAAACUUUUUUUUUUCUUGGCGGAGGGAUCUUUACGUGACGUCACCGCUGGCUCUGGCGUGGAGCGUAAUUUGAAUCUCUCCCCUUCUAACGUUUGUGGGGUUUUUUAGGAUUACAUAUUGAGAUGUCAAUGCUUUUUAUGACACACUAGUCCAUACAUGUGUUUUAUAUAUAUAUUUAAAGAGAAACAGCCACUUUGCCUCUUUUAGUUAGGUUAAAUUAACAAGAUGGCUACCUUGGAGAUGAACACCGAGGGAGAUCAGAUGGAGAAAAUGCUGUCCCCCUCAGAAGUGGACUCCCCUCCAGUUUUAAAUGACACCUCAGCGUCCCUGAAUUUCUCCGAGCUCACACCUUGUCAGUUUGGCAUCUCUGUGCAGAGUUUUACUCCAGCAUCAUUAACAAAUAGCAAAGAUAAAUCUCGUCUAGCACAAAUAAAGGGACGACGGAGGUCCAACAUUGGAGCCCGCGGCUCCCCAGAGACGAACUCCCUCAUCCGCUUCAUGGCACAACAGAAGAUGAAAACUCCACCAACCUUCCAAACCCCAGAGCUUGUCAGAAGUAGCCCCUUCCGUCCCCGGGUGGCCUCCACGCUGAGGCAGAAGAUGGCCUCCUUCCAGAGCCUGAUGGAUGUGGAAGAGAGUGAGGUCUGUGAUCCGAUGCCAAGGCGGGACAGCAACACUGGAGGAUGCAUCAAGACAAGAGAUUAUCUGUCUGAUAGGAACAGCCACUAUGGAGGGAAGGAGAACCACCCACCAAUGAUGACGCCCAUACCCAGCAAGAGGAGGCGCCUGGGCCCCAUCGAGGGCUGUGAGGUGGAGAUUAGAGAGGCCAGCGCUCCUAUCCUCCACUUGAGUUUGAAGAAGCAGGAGGAAGAAGAAGAAGAAGAAGAACCAGUGAUGCAGGUUGUGACACAAGGACCACUGACAUCCAGUGAGACUGUGGAAGAGGCUCAAGCUGUGCUUAUAUCCCCAACCCUGCUCAUUGACCAUGAGCUCCAAGCCUGUUCUCCUGAUAAGAACCAGCAGGACGAUGUCUUUGAACUCCAAAGCCUCUGCCGACCACCACCCGAUGAUUCUGCAGCCGCUUCACCAGCCCGGCCUGCCCCCCUCUUCCACAUCCCCUCUAUUCCUUCUCUGUUGGAGAUGAAGCCCACAGGAGAGGAUGACUCCAGCGGGACAUCCACGGUUAAGAAGACAAAAAAGAGGGUGCGCUUUGGAGGUCCGCUCUCUCCUGAGUUCUUUGAUAAGAACCUGCCUCCCAGCACACCGUUACAGAAGGGGGGGACGCCGGCCCGGGCCCCCACACCAGGUGGGAGCUUACAGCCGCGCUCAGCACUGAAGACACCACAGAGGAGUGAAACCCAAACAACACAAGCACAGCCGGAUCUCUGCAGCCCCGCUGGGUUUGGAGCCUCGCCUACUCUUGCAAUGCCUCGCAACCGUAGAGCGCUGUCGGAGGGAGAGGACAGUGAAGGGAUGGAUGGAGAAGGAUUGAUUGUUUUCCCUUUAAUGGAGGAGAUUGACUCUGCGGGGAGCAGAAAUACAGAAUGUACGUGGGAAGCCCAGCCAUUGAAUUUAAACGCUGCUUUCUACGAGGAGUCUCUUUCUCAGAUUCUGACAGAGUCUGAGGCCAAUCCCAACACAACCUCUCUGAUGGAUGCCCUGGAUGAGCCUACACCCUUACCAGAGAAGGAAACGCAACAUGAAGCCGUUGUGGAAGCUCCAGCUCCAGCCCAAUCUAAAAACCAAAGGAAAAAGCAGCCCGGACCAGAGCGAGCACCUAGCAGCGAGGCUCCAGCUCACUCCAGCAGCAGAAAGAGAAAGCAGCCAGAGGAGAGCGAACCUGUGAAGAGGUCGACGCGCUCCGCUGCCAAGUCGGCCUCUGGGAAGAUGAAGAGGACCGCCGCAGCGACGCGGCGAUGGAACAGGGACGUGGACCGCUCCCUGUACGGCUCUCGGGCAUACGCCUCCAAGAACCCCAACCUGAGUCCCAUCACUGAGAGGUUGGCCCUCAUCGGCCAGACUGAAGCAGCACAGCAAGUUCCCUGUACGGGCUGCACAGCCCCAAAUCAUGAGACCCACUUGGACCCUGAGAUGGCUAACGACACUCAGGCGACAGGUGACCACGCUGUGACAAACUCUUCCGUCACAUCUCCAAACUCCAGUAAAGAAAGUACGACAGCGAAGAGCAGGAGGCUGUCUGGGCCGAGAGUCAGAGGGAGAGGACGGAAGAAGAAGGAGGUCGGUGUUGCUAAUGAUACCCCGCUCAGUGAGGAGACUCUGGAUCAGACUCUGGAUCAGACCGGAGGAAACACCGAGGAGCUCUGUGAUGACCAAACUACUACUACAAACCUCGAGGCGUCAAGCGAAACCCCGCUGAACUGCACUGAACCGGAGCAAGGAAAAGAAGACACUGAACAUAAUGAACAGAUUCCUGCAGAAGCAGAUACAGAUGCACUCUGCACAGACUCUGAUGGGAAAUUAGAAUGCCAUGAAAGUCUGGAUGCACCCACCCCAGACUGCCCACCUUCAGGUGGAGAAUCCAACAACACUACGAGUCGUACAGAAAAGAAAAAAGCCAUGAAGGUCAGGAAGAGCUCUGUAAACAUCUCAGUGCUACAUGAGCAGGAGAACAAAGCAGAGAAGGAGAAGGAACAGGGAGGCCGAGCGGCGAGCCAGCAGGAAAACAUCCGGUCAAGCUCUGAUAGCCAGGAGGAAGCGGGUGUAGCCGACCUACACCUCGCCCCAUGGCAGGCUGACUUUAACUUCGAAGAUGUGUUCAAACCUGUCGCCACUAGAGGGCAGCGCUCGGUACGCCGCAGCCUGAGGAACCAGAGCAACGCAGAGCACAGCAGCAACAGUGCAGGUCUCGCCUGGCUGGCUUGGACCUCCCCUGACACCAAUAAAGAGUCCCGCAGGAGGACCCGGGGCCGCCGGCUCAGCGCCGCUCCACCCGUCCCAGCCUCACUCCCCGAGGAGACACAAGACGACGCUUCGUGAGACUUUAAAACCGACUACAUGACCAUGAACUAAGACUAAAGGGGCGAUGACUAAUAGAUUCAUCUAAUCUUCAUACCUACCAAUCCUGUUUGUUUCAGAUUAGAUUGGAAUGAUUUUCCAAAGAGCCGACUGAUUGUUUUGUAUUUGCUGAAACAUCGAUGCCUUUGUUCCCUGUGAAUUAUUAGAGCUGACCAGUAAUUUGUAGCCAGUUUCCUCUCCGCUUACCAAGCCAGUCAAUAAACCCUGUGAGCCCAAUCAUCUCUGCUGACCACCUCCCAAUCAAUAUCCAAGCACUCAGCUGGUAAUCACAGAGCAUCUUCAGACCCGCUCUCCAAAGUCAUUGGAUCGAGCAUCUCCAAGUCAAUAUCUGCUCUUUGUGGAUAGAUGAAGAUGGCUGCACUGCAUUCACCACCUGCCAUGCAAGGCUGGGCAGGACGAAGGGAUAAUAAUAAUAAUGGAAUAGUAACGGGGGGGAUUCUGCCUUACACACAGAAAUCUAAUUGCUAGGCUCAAACAAUUCUGUUUAUUUGUGGUUGCUGGAGUUUUUCCUCUUUUUUUCUUAUUUUUCCCCCCUCCCAGUGAUUUAAACUGAUGACAUACACGUAAAUGUCCAGAAGAGGUCACCGUCCCAUUACAUUACCUGAUCUUUUAACGAAUGUUUUUAAAUAUGUGAAUAAGGUUGAAAUUGGUUUAAACGUUGCACCAAAUCAGAAAGAAGUUUGCGUGUUCUCAGUGACUUUCCUGGAAUGUCAAGAUGUACCUUGCUAUAUACUCUUAUUCUGAUUAAAUGCUUUGGUUGCAAGUAAAGACAUCUCAUUAAAUCAAAUUGUGUUCAUUUAAACGGAUGAUUUAAUCUCACUUGAAAGGGAUUCAUCCGGAUAAGAAACCAGCUGUGUGGUCAGUUCAGUUCAAGUACAGCAGCUCUCCUUUCACAUAAACCACGUCGCUUCAUAAAUUAUCAACCUCAUCUACAUUUUGAACACAGCCAAAUGUCUGGCAGGAAAUUGACCUCUGACCUCUCCAGAUUCCAACCAGUCAGAGAUUCACAAUCCGCUCCUCUUUACCGGCUCCAUCCAUCUGUCGGAGAGAGCGGUAAUAAAUUGAGUUUCAAAUUCAGUUCACAUUGGAAAAUUGGCUCCUGGAAUGAUGCAUGGCUGUAAUCUAUCCAUCAGCGGGUAAUUGACUCGCUCCUUUUUUUUUUUAUUUUUUUUAACAUCCAGUCAGAGGCACUUGGCUGAAGGACACCAGAGGUUUUCUGGCUCUCAGUGAGCCAAGGUCUCUUCUGCUCUCCCACCGGGAGACUGAUGGACAGUCAUAGUCACCACGAGGGUUCUGGAUCAAUGCGGUGGGGCUACUGUGCCAUCUAGUGGUGGACAUAGGGAGCUGCAGACGGCUGUGAUUCAUCUGGCAACUUUCUCAACUAUGAAGAGAUGAAGGAAGUUACAGGAAGUGAUGUGAUGCUAUCACCAGGAGAGGAAAUCAUUUAGUAGUUUAUUUGUGUCAAAGGGGCUUUUGUUUGUUGCUGCUUCUGAAUAAGAACAACCUGAGGCCUGAGUGCUUCCUGUUUGUUUUUUCACAGCAUCAUGUGCUCAUGUUGGGUCUGUGUCUUAUCCCACAGACUGAUUUUAAAAACUUGUAACCGGGAGCGUCUUUGUGAAUGGGCUGUUUUUAAGUGUGUGUGUGGUGGGUGGGUGUGUGUGUGAGUGUGUGAGAGAGAGAGAGAGUGUGGGGUGUGAAGGCGAAGCCCCUGUCCCUGGCAGACGGGCAUAGUGAAGACGGCUUAACACAAGAACAAUGGGGUCCUUUGACCAAAACGACGCCCCCAAGACAUGUGGCCUCCUGUCACCGUGGCAACCCCCCAUGGGACAGGGAACGGGGGCUGACAGCUGGAGAGGAGGACUGACAAAAAAAAAAAAAAAAAAAAAUGGUAGUCCAUUUCUUUCCACUGAAGCUUCCCUCCUCUACAUCUUUUCUGUCUCACCCUGUCCUCCUCCACUCAGGGCCCUUAUGAAUGUGCGUUACAUCUCAUUUUACAACUUCAUGUGAUUGACCUUACAGGGGCCCGAGUCACCACCUACAGCCCAUCCAACUCCUCCACACACAAAAAAGAAGUCAACAAUAAAUCCAGUCUUUAUGGGCUCUUGUUGCUGCCGGUAAUAAGAGAGAGCAUCGAUCUCGUUGACAAAUACGAGGCUGAGCCACAAGACUUCACGCUCGCUGUAGGAUACACUUGAUUUUACGCCUCAUUUUAAAACGGAUGAGGACUUUCUGCGCAGACACAAAGCAGCGUAAUGAGUUAUUUGUACUGCCAGAUUUAGAGACUUUUUUUUCUUCUUUCAAUUAGUUAAUUAGUAGCUGAAUGGUACUAAGUUGUCUCGCCGCCUCGGUCUUUUCUGCUCUCGAUGCUGUGAGCCUUCUAUUAUUGAUGCUCGGAGGCUCGCUCUCUAAGCUGUGCACAGCUCUCCUCCGGAGCUACAGACAGCAGGAGGAGGGCAACAAACAAAGGCGGGACAGCAACACCAGAUCCUCCAGCUACUCUCCGUUUGCUUCUUCUGUCUCAGUGUGUCUGUGCUACAGCUGUGGUUGGCUCAGACCUGCUUCAAACAGCUGCCUCACUGCAUCCUGCCCUUCUAGUUUUUAUUAGUUGAAGAAUGCUUUAUAGUUAUUCGGGGAAUAAAUCUGACGUUCAUAAACAAAACAUUGUAUUGCGAUUGCUGUACUUGAACCAUUUUCGGCGGCAAUCAUUUUGUAGUGGGAAAGUUUUACUUUUUUUUUCGAACUCUUGGUGUCUUUUUUAGUUUUCUAGCAUAAUAACGUGCAUUUCUAAAUUCCAUCUUUUAGUUUUUCCAUCUACUUAAUAUCAAGAUUGCCAGUUUAGUGUGUUUUCUUUUCAGUAGAACAAGGUCAUGAAACAUUUAGAGGUAUCAAUCUUACUGCAGGUGCAUUGGGACAUGAACAAUAUUAAUUAAAUGUUGUUUUUUUCAGUAAUACGUUCUUUUUAUUUAAGUUAUAUAAGGCUUUUGAAGUUGGCUUUGAGGACAUUUUUAUAGGCCUUCACUGCCAGUAACUUCCACAUCUCUGUAAACGGCUUGCUGAACGCACACCGAGCUGCUUUUCCAAAGCUUCGCUAAUUAAUGUACAUCUGUAACAUCAAUCCAUUAAGUGGUGGUCUCUACCUCUGUCAUUUUGUAACAUGUUUCUUCAGAUCUGUUUGUAUCUGCCUCAAGUUUAACCUGCAUUUAGUGCAAUACUUCUCAUAUCUGUCACA